This is a messenger RNA of Epithele typhae, 426 nucleotides long. RefSeq lists its product as uncharacterized. The record is from RefSeq and is a predicted model, not a curated record. The coding region runs from base 1 to 426 and encodes 141 amino acids. NCBI's taxonomy places the organism in Eukaryota, Fungi, Basidiomycota, Agaricomycetes, Polyporales, Epitheliaceae. The transcript has a single exon.
AUGCACCUCGUCACCUCGUCCAUAUUCCUUCCCACCUUCAUCGACCUCUCCGGCUUCUACGCCGCGACCACCGCAACCCCCGUGCCACCCCUCCCUCCCGCCGUUCCGCACGCGAUCACGCUCACGCCCGGCGACGCCGCCUCGAACCUGUGGCUGCCACUCGUACAGAGCACGCUCGUCCACCCCGCGGAGCACCUCUGCAAGAUCGCACGCGCGCUCCUGCACGGGGCGACGGUCUACGGCGGGCGCGUCCCCGCCGACUUCGCCGCGCUUGCGGGCGCGGGGGGACGUGCUCGACGGCUCGCUCUUCGUCCGCGUCGCAGACUCACGCAGGACCGGAUCGGAUGGGUACGCGAGAGACAGACUCCUGGGGACUGGGACCGGAUGGGGUUUUUCGAGCACAUGCGCGGUGGGACGAAGGUGUGA